CAUUAACUGGAAGUUUGUUAUGGUGCGCUAUGAAAUCCUAUGGGUGUGCAUUUACUAGAAUAUGUUGUCGUGAAAUUUUAAGUAGAAAGAGGAGCUGAAAUGGAGGACAUGGACAUGUUUUACGACAGUUCAGAGUACAUAGAAACGGCUUCUGGUAAUAAAGUGAGUCGCUCAUGCGUGCUGUGUGGGAGCAAGAAUAUAGUCCUGAAUGGCAAGACGAUAGUUCAGACUGGUUGUAUUAUCCGUGGUGACCUGGCCAACAUCAACAUUGGCAGGCAGUGUAUUAUUGAAGCUGGAUCUGUCAUCACCCCACCAUUCAGGAAACUAUCUCAUGGAGGUGCCUUCUAUCCACUCCAAAUAGGGGACAAUGUCAUCAUAGGGGAAGGCUCUAUCAUCAACGCAUCCUCUGUUGGGUCAUUUGUUCAAAUUGGCAAGAACUGUGUCAUUUCUCGCUCGUGCAUACUCAAGGAUUGCUGUCGUAUUGAGGACAACACCAUACUUCCUCCAGAAACUGUAGUCCCACCAUUCAGUGUGUUCAGUGGAUCUCCAGGUAUGAUGUCGAGGGAUCUGCUAGAGAGCACUCAAGAUAUGAUGGUGGAAGCAACAAGGAGUUACUAUCAACAUUUUAAACCACUUAAAAAGAGUUAGUAAUACAUCGUUGGUAAUUAUAUCCACCUCAAGAAUUUUUGCUAUUUUCUUGUGCAAUGCUUUCGUCAAUUCUUCGUAUAGUGUGUUUUGUUGUAGCCUGUAGAGAGACAAUAAUUGUCACUGUGUGUAUCAUUCAUUCAAUCCUACCAGUUGUUGCUUCAUAUUGA
Halichondria panicea is the source of this 815-nucleotide messenger RNA. RefSeq names its product dynactin subunit 5-like. The transcript has 6 exons. The record is from RefSeq and is a predicted model, not a curated record. NCBI's taxonomy places the organism in Eukaryota, Metazoa, Porifera, Demospongiae, Suberitida, Halichondriidae. Gene Ontology annotation, cellular component: dynactin complex. The coding region runs from base 100 to 648 and encodes 182 amino acids.